AUGGCGCCCCGGGGGCCCCCGCGCGCCCCGAAGGGCCCCGGCCCCGCCGCCCGCGCCCCGAGCCCCGGAGCGCCGCCGCCACCGCGCUCGCGGCCGCCCUGGCUGCUGCUGCUGCUGCUGCUGCUGGCCGCCUGCGGGGCGGCGGGGCGCUCCCCCGAGCCCGGGCGCCUGGGUCCCCGCGCGCGGCUGGCCCGGGAGCCGCGGAGUGCGUCCGCCGGGCGCGCGCUGCCCGGAGGCGGCGAAGAGGGACCGGCGCGCGGCGCCCGGGGUCCCGCUCCCGGCCGCGCUCCGGGUCCCCGCGAGGACGGCGCCCCCGCCGCGGGCCAGGGGCGCAGGGCGCGGGCGGCGCCGGCGGCCGGAGCGGCUUCGCGGGCGCAGGUCUCGCUCAUCAGCACGUCGUUCGUGCUCAAGGGGGACGCGACGCACAACCAGGCGAUGGUGCACUGGACGGGCGAGAACAGCAGCGUGAUCUUGAUCCUGACGAAGUACUACCACGCAGACAUGGGGAAGGUUCUGGAGAGUUCUCUGUGGCGGUCUUCUGAUUUCGGGACAUCCUACACCAAACUCACCCUCCAGCCGGGCAUCACCACCGUCAUCGACAACUUCUACAUUUGUCCGACCAACAAGAGGAAGAUCAUCCUCGUGAGCUCCGCGCUCAGUGGCCGCGAGCAGAGCCUCUUCCUGAGCACGGACGAGGGCGCCUCCUUCCAGAAGCAGCUUGUCACCUUCUUCGUGGAGACCCUGGUUUUCCACCCCAAGGAGGAGGACAAAGUCCUGGCCUGCACCAAGGAGAGCAAGCUCUAUGUUUCAUCCGACCUGGGGAAGAAGUGGAAUCUUCUGCAGGAGCGCGUCACCAGAGAGUGCGUGUUCUGGGCUGUGGCUGGGGUGGACAGUGACCCUGACCUGGUGCACAUGGAGAUCCAGGACCCCAGCGGAGGUUUUCGCUACGUCACCUGCCAGAUCCACAACUGCUCUGACAAGACGCUCACGACCCCGUUCGCAGGCCCCAUUGAGCACAGUUCUCUGACCGUGCAGGACGAUUACAUCUUCCUUAAGGCAACCUCAACAAACCGGACCAAAUACUAUGUCUCUUAUCGUCGCAAUGAAUUUGUCCUCAUGAAGCUGCCGAAGUAUGCGUUGCCCAAGGACCUGCAGAUCGUCAGCACAGACGAGAGCCAGGUGUUCGUGGCCGUGCAGGAGUGGAACCAGGCAGACACCUACAACCUGUACCAGUCGGACCCGCGAGGACAGCACUACGCACUGGCGCUGGAGCAGGUGCGCAGCUCCCGGCAGGCCGAGGACAGCGUCCUCAUCGACAUCCUCGAGGUCAGAGGGGUGAAAGGAGUCUUCUUGGCAAACCAAAAAAUUGAUGGGAAGGUGAAGACGCUUAUAACCUACAACAAGGGCCGCGACUGGGAUUACUUGAGGCCACCCAGCACAGACAUGAAUGGAAAACCGACCAACUGUCAGCCUCCGGACUGCCACCUGCACCUGCACCUGCGCUGGGCAGACAACCCCUACGUAUCGGGCACUGUGCACACCAAGGACACCGCCCCAGGCCUCAUCAUGGGGGCAGGUAACCUGGGCUCGCAGCUGGUGGAGUACAAAGAAGAAAUGUACAUCACGUCGGACUGCGGGCGCACCUGGCGGCAGGUGUUUGAGGAGGAGCACCACAUCCUGUACCUGGACCACGGCGGCGUGAUCGUGGCCGUCAAGGACACCUCCAUCCCCCUGAAGAUCCUCAAGUUCAGCGUGGACGAGGGCCUGACCUGGAGCACCCACAACUUCACCAGCACCUCGGUGUUCGUGGACGGGCUGCUGAGCGAGCCAGGGGACGAGACGCUCGUCAUGACGGUCUUUGGCCACAUCAGCUUCCGCUCCGACUGGGAGCUCGUCAAGGUGGAUUUCCGGCCCUCCUUCUCCAGGCAGUGCAGCGAGGGGGACUACAGCUCCUGGGACCUCGCAAACCUGCAGGGCGACCGCUGCAUCAUGGGCCAGCAGAGAAGCUUCCGGAAGCGAAAGCCCACGUCCUGGUGCAUCAAGGGACGGAGCUUCACUGCAGCGCUCACGUCCCGCGUGUGUGAGUGCAGGGCCUCGGACUUCCUCUGCGACUACGGAUUUGAGCGUGCCCUGUCCUCAGAGUCGGACGCCAACAAGUGCUUUGCCAAUUUCUGGUUUAACCCGGCGUCUCCUCCCGAUGACUGUGCCGUGGGACAGACCUACACCAGCAGCCUUGGGUACCGGAAGGUGGUGUCCAACGUGUGCGAGGGAGGCGUGGACCUGCAGCGCAGCCGGGCGCCCGUGCCCUGCCCCCUGACGCCGCCCCGGGGCCUGCAGGUCAGCAUCCGCGGCGAGGCGGUGGCCGUGCGGCCGGGCGAGGACGUCCUGUUCGUGGUGCAGCAGGAGCAGGGUGACAUCCUGGCCACCAAGUACCAGGUGGACCUCGGGGACGGCUUCAAGGCCAUGUACAUGAACCUCACGCUGACCGGGGAGCCAGUCCGGCACCGCUAUGAGAGCCCUGGCGUCUACCGCGUGUCUGUCCGGGCAGAGAACAUGGCAGGGCACGACGAGGCGGUGCUCUUUGUCCAGGUUAACUCCCCCCUGCAGGCCCUCUACCUAGAAGUGGUUCCUGUCAUUGGCAUCAACCAGGAGGUGAACCUCACAGCCGUGCUGCUGCCCCUGAACCCUAACCUCACCGUUUUCUACUGGUGGAUUGGCCACAGCCUGCAGCCUCUCCUGUCCCUGGACAAUGCUGUGACGACACGGUUCGUGGACGCGGGGGACGUGCGGGUGACGGUGCAGGCCGCCUGUGGGAGUUCGGUGCUACAGGACUCCAAGGUGGUCCGUGUGCUGGAUCAGUUUCAGGUCGUGCCUCUGCAGUUUUCCAAGGACCUGGACGCGUACAACCCCAACAUUCCCGAGUGGAGAGAGGAUGUCGGCCUGGUGGUCAGCAGGCUCCUCGCCAAGGAGACGAGCAUCCCCGAGGAGCUGCUGGUGACCGUGGUAAAGCCGGGGCUGCCCACCCUGGCCGACCUGUACGUGCUGCUGCCCCCUCCCAGGCCCACCAAGAAGAGGAGCCUCACAAGUGACAAGAGGCUCACAGCCAUCGAGCAGGUGCUGAACGCACAGAAAAUCAGCUUCUUCCUGCGGGGCGGCGUCCGCAUCGUGGUGGCCCUGAGGGACACUGACACGGGAGCUCGGAGGCUGGGAGGAGGCGGCGGCUACUGGGCCGUCGUGGUCCUUUUUGUCGUCGGGCUCUUCGCCGUGGGAGCGUUCAUCCUCUACAAGUUUAAAAGGAAACGCCCUGGCAGGACUGUGUACGCCCAGAUGCACAAUGAGAAGGAGCAGGAAAUGACGAGCCCCGUAAGCCACGGUGAGGACGUCCAGAGCGUCAUCCAGGGCAACCACUCGGGCGUGGUCCUGGGCAUCAAUUCCCGCGAGAUGCACAGCUACCUGGGGAGCUGAGGGGCCGCCCUGCUCGCCAGGUCUCCCCACCGCGGAGGGCGCGGAUCGCGCACGUAGCUGGCCCUGGGGGCCCGCGACCGCCCCGCCUCCAGCUGCCCCGCGCCAGGUGACAGACACCCCUUUUUCUGUCCCGCCAACUCCCACCCACACCCGGCCUGGACCCCUGCCCCAGAGCCCCGCUGCCGCCCUGGGCAACCCUGACUUCUGGUGGCCGAGGCCGGCUCCAUCCUGGGGCCUGGGAGUGGGAGGGGGUGAGUUGGGGGGCUGCCUGGGCCCACACGGCCACUCCUGCCUCUGCGAGGGGACCUGGGGCUUCUCCCCAUGUGGCUUCCUUCCUCCACUCCCACCCACAGGGUCCCACCCAGGCCCCCCUGUCCCAGAGACUCAAAACCACCCUACACCCCAAUCCUGCCCUGACUGUCCCUCCUCUUUUCAAACUUCAGAUCAUGUAAAUACCUCUCUAGGUAGCUGUUUGAGGUUUUUUUGGGUUUUGUUUCACUUGCUAUUUUUAUGGCCAGGUAGUAGCCCUCUGGCUACUUUGCCAACGCCCCGUUCUCGGGAACCCCUUUUCCAGAAUGCCCAGGGCUCCUCCCUGCCUCUCCUGGCUCCAUCCCUCCUCCGGGCCCAGAGGGGCAACGCUCCCUCACACAGGGCUUGCAUCUGGGGGAAUUGGGAUGGGGGUGUCAAAGGGAUUCGGUGCCUGCAAUUCUCCCUCCAGCCUGCAGGAGGCGCCCCCUUCAGACCCUUCCGGCCCCAUGGCUCACCUCCAGCCAGGCCUCAGCCCGUCGUGGGCCAGUCUCCAAGCAGGCGGGAGGGUGGGGAGGCCUCGAGAUGCACCAAGUUUUCUUUGCUUCCUGAUAGCUUUAGGGACCCGUGCAGACCCCAAACCAGAAGAAGUUCAGGAUGUCAGAGCUGGGAGGGUGUCAGAGAUCCUCUCCCUCAUUUUGACGGUGGGGAAGCUGAGGCCCAGAGAGGGAGGUGACUUUCCCGUGGUCACACAGCAAGACUUAAGCAGAGGGGGCAUGAAAACACAGCCCUCUGCUCCCCAUCCCCUGUGCCCAUCACUAUCCCCACAUGGCCUAGAAAAGGAUGCUCGCUGACACCUGCUUGCACAGGUCUAUAGGGGGUAAUAGUUUCACCUUUUGCCUUGAAAAGGGAAGGCUGUCUGUCUCCCCCUCCCCCCUCCUCACCCUCCUCCUCCUCCUCCUCCUCCCGGGCAGGCCCCUUUGUGGCCACAGCCUUUCCCUCAGGGGCAGGGCUUGCCAGGGUCCAGGCUGCUAGCUGGUGGCCGCAGGGAGGACACGGUUUAGAAGAGACACGUGGACAGUGAGGGGGCGGCCCAGGGCUGCAGCCCCAGCCCCAGCGCAGUGCCCAGAACAUGCUCGGCCCUCAGUAUUUGUCAAAAGAACGUGCCCAGGCAGUUGACACCUCCUGUCACCACUGGGAACCCCGAGUCCAGAGGGAGGGAGGGAGUGAGUCCGUCCAGCGUGCACAGCCAGCUGGUGGAGGCGUCCUGGCUGAACCCAAACCCGCUCCCCACCCAGCCUCCUGCCAGCGGGGGCUCCAGAGGUCACCCUGCAAGUUGUCCUCUCCUUGGGGAAGGGAUGGGGACUGGGACCUGGGAGAGGGGCUGGUCAGGUGCGUGCCCAGCAAGAGGCCGCGACCCUCCGGGGCCUUCACCACAGCCCCUGCCCACCUGCUUGUCCCCACCGACACUGCAGCAGCGGCCAGCGGCCUGCUGUCCCCACACCCUGCUGUCCCCUAGCCACUCACCUGCCCGUGAGCUCAGACACACACGGCAGACACCUGUGAGCACAGCCCAGGUCUGAGGCCAGCAUGGAAUCUCCUGGAAACCGUCCCCUCGCCCCUCCUUCAACUCACCAGUGCCUGUGGGUAAUCAACUUUAGGUCUUUGGCCCUCCUCACCCACUGCAUUUAAUUCAGCUGUUUGGGUAGGGUUUUUUCCCUUAGUUAUUUGUGUUUUUCUUGUAUUUUAUGUUAUUUCUAUUAAGAGCAUUUUGGGUGCAUGGGCCAAGGACCUGGGAAUGAGGUGGCAUCUGCUAAACCCACAUUUCCAUCUCCCUGACCCUAAGACACAAGUCCACAGAUUUAUUGGGUUAUGAGUUUGAAGUUCUGAGCGUUUGCCCUGUGGUUCACCGGGCGCCGGGGAGUGAGAUGGCACCCGCUCCUGCUGUCUGGUGUCCGUGCGGCCGGGUUGUACACACACUUGCUGUAUGCACCUAACAAAGAUGCCAUGCAUUCUUUUCUUAUUUUUUCCUUUUGAAAAUCAAUAAAUCAUUUGUGAUGCUUUUAACAAAGA
Molecule: messenger RNA, 5784 nt
Organism: Choloepus didactylus (southern two-toed sloth)
Lineage: Eukaryota; Metazoa; Chordata; Mammalia; Pilosa; Megalonychidae
Gene: SORCS2
Product: sortilin related VPS10 domain containing receptor 2
Exons: 27
Coding region: 1-3465 (1154 amino acids)
Cellular component (GO): membrane
Molecular function (GO): protein binding
Source: RefSeq, a predicted model, not a curated record